GGCUGGAACCUGCCGCACUGACCAAUCACGGAAGGGAGGUGGAGGGUUAGAGGCGAGAACGACCUUGCGUGGUGAAGGAACAAAGCCUGUUGGCCUGAAAGAACAUUUGACUUCAAAAUAAGUGUUUUUUGUUUUUUUGUUUUCAGGGAACUUUUGUCUUGAACCAUGACUACAGUAGUGUUGGUGACAGGAGCAAAUAGUGGCAUUGGUCUGGCACUCUGUGAGCGUCUCCUCUCCCAGGAUGUGGAUGGGCUGCAGCUCUGUCUGGCCUGCAGGAACAUGCGUCGGGCUCAGGCUGCUCGAUGUGCCCUUCUCACCUCCUUUCCCACAGCUCAGGUGGCUCUGCUGCAGCUGGACACCAGCAGCGUCUCCUCUGUCAUCAGUGCUGCACGGGAGGUCAAAGUCAGGUAUAACAGGUUGGAUUACCUCUACCUGAACGCAGGCAUCAUGCCAAACCCACAGUUUGAUGUAAAGGCCUUUUUUAAAGGGCUCUUCUCCAGCAAUGUGAUUACCAUGUUUGCCACUGGUGAGGGGAUCCUGACCCAGAAGGAUGAUGUCACCUCUGAAGGCCUGAGAGAAGUGUUUGCAACGAACCUCUUUGGUCACUUUCUGCUUAUUAGAGAGCUGGAGCCGCUGCUGUGCCAUGAAGCUCUGACCUCACAGGUGAUCUGGACCUCCUCCAGUAACGCUCACCGCUCGGCCUUUAACCUGGAAGACAUACAGCACUUCAGAGGCAACCAGCCGUACAGCUCCUCCAAAUACGCUUCUGAUCUGCUCAGCCUGGCACUGAACACACGCUACAACAAACAGGGUUUAUACUCUUCUGUAAUUUGUCCUGGUUUUGUGAUGACCAGCCUGACCUACAGCGUCCUGCCCGCCUUCCCAGCACUGCUCUGGACCCUGCUGAUGCCCCUGCUCUGGUUUAUAAGAUUUUUCACCAACACCUUUACCCUUACACCGUACAACGGAGCUGAAGCGUUGAUGUGGCUGUUUGGGCAAAGUCCUGAAUCACUGGACCCGAAAGUCAAGUACCACAGCCUAACAUCUGGACUGGGCAACAACUACACACAAGCACGUAAAAUGGAUAUUGAUUUGGAAACGUCAGAGGCUUUGUACGCGAAACUACUGCAACUGGAAAGUGAUCUAAAGAUGAAGCUGGAGGAAAAACAAAUAUAAUCUCCACGUGUUCAUGAAUCAUCAUAUGAAUGUGAAGCAGAU
Molecule: messenger RNA, 1218 nt
Organism: Cynoglossus semilaevis (tongue sole)
Lineage: Eukaryota; Metazoa; Chordata; Actinopteri; Pleuronectiformes; Cynoglossidae
Product: 3-keto-steroid reductase
Exons: 9
Coding region: 166-1176 (336 amino acids)
Biological process (GO): cholesterol biosynthetic process
Cellular component (GO): endoplasmic reticulum membrane
Molecular function (GO): estradiol 17-beta-dehydrogenase [NAD(P)+] activity; 3-beta-hydroxysteroid 3-dehydrogenase (NADP+) activity; 5-alpha-androstane-3-beta,17-beta-diol dehydrogenase (NADP+) activity
Source: RefSeq, a predicted model, not a curated record